AUGGACUACGAAGCUCUCAAAGACCAGUGGAGCGAGGUCGAGGACCGUGAUGGCAUCAGACUAAGUUGGAACACAUUUCCAAGUACUCGCAUGGAAGCCUCCCGGCUUGUUGUACCCAUUGGAGCCCUCUACACCCCCUUGAAGGAGAAGCCGGACACACCGCUGCUACAAUAUGAGCCCAUCACUUGCAAGGCUCCUUGCCGAGCUGUGCUUAACCCCUUUGCGACUGUCGAUACAAGAGCUCGGUUAUGGAUAUGUCCCUUCUGUUUAUCCCGGAACGGACUGCCUGCUCACUACAAAGACAUCACACAAGAUAACAUACCCCCCGAGCUGCACCCAGCGAGCACGACGAUUGAGUAUAGGCUGGCACGACCGGCACCAGCCCCCCCACUGUUCGUCUAUGUUGUCGACACAUGUCAGGAGGAGGACAGCCUAAAGGCACUGAAAGACUCCUUGGUCAUGAGCCUCAGCCUUCUGCCGCCGAAUGCUCUCGUAGGAUUAAUAACGUUUGGAACGAUGGCGCAAGUGCACGAGCUUGGCUAUACCGAGUGCGCAAAGUCGUAUGUUUUCCGAGGGAGUAAGGAUUACGCAGCAAAGCAGGUCCAGGAGAUGCUCGGUCUAUCCAGUUCCAGCAUGCGCACCAAUGUACCUCCCCAGCCAGGCAGGCCUGCCCCAGUCAUGGGACCCACUGCGAGAUUCUUGCUGCCUGUCCAGCAGUGCGAAUUUCAACUCACAAAUGCUUUGGAGCAGCUUCAGAAGGACCCUUGGCCAGUAGCAAACGACAAACGUUCUCUGAGAUGUACCGGGGUCGCUUUGAGCGUAGCAGUGGGCUUACUCGAGACUUCAUUUCAAAAUGCCGGUGGCAGGAUUAUGUUGUUCGCUGGAGGACCAGCAACAGAAGGGCCUGGCCUCGUAGUAGGCCCGGAAUUACGUGAACCAAUACGAUCACAUCAUGAUAUUGAUCGGGAUAAUAUCAAAUACUACAAGAAGGCUCUGAAGUUCUACGACAAUCUUGCGAAGCGAGUAUCCCACAACGGUCAUAUCAUCGACAUCUUCGCAGGCUGUCUUGACCAGGUCGGACUUCUUGAGAUGAAAGGUCUUUCUAACUCCACUGGAGGUCACAUGAUUCUCACCGAUAGCUUUACCUCAUCGCAGUUCAAACAGUCUUUUGUCCGAGUCUUUGAUAAAGAUGCUUCAGAUAACCUGCUCAUGGGGUUCAACGCGUCGUUGGAAGUGUUAACGACCAAGGAGUUGAAGGUCACUGGCCUUAUAGGGCAUGCGGUGUCUCUCAACAAGAAGUCGAAUUCCGUGGGGGAGACCGAAUGUGGAAUCGGUAACACCUGCUCUUGGAAGAUGUGCGGUAUUGAUCCAACCGCCAGCUUUGGACUGUACUUCGAAAUUGCGAACCAAGGCGGACCAGCGCAACAUCAGCAGGGCCCACAAAAGGGCAUGAUGCAGUUUUUGACCUACUACCAGCAUUCUUCCGGCCAAUUCCACCUUCGGGUCACCACAGUGGCGCGCAACCUCAGUGGACCAGCUGGUGACCCGGCCAUAGCCCAAUCCUUCGAUCAGGAAGCUGCCGCCGUUCUCAUGUCCCGCAUUGCGGUAUUCAAAGCAGAGGUGGAUGACGGGCCAGACGUACUUCGAUGGGUAGACAGAAUGCUCAUCCGACUGUGUUCGAGGUUUGCAGAAUACAGAAAAGACGAUCCAUCAUCCUUCCGGCUCGAGAAGAACUUUACUUUAUACCCGCAAUUCAUGUUCCACCUUCGUCGCAGCCAUUUCCUGCAGGUAUUCAACAGUUCACCUGAUGAGACAGCAUUUUAUCGACACGUGCUCAACCAUGAAUACGUCGGAGACUCGUUGGUCAUGAUCCAGCCGACCUUAGAUUCUUAUACCUUUGAUCAAGAAGGCAGUGUGCCUGUCUUACUCGAUUCCGCUUCUAUCCAUCCGACACACAUCUUGCUUCUAGACACGUUCUUCCAGAUCUUGAUUUUCCAUGGCGAGACGAUGGCGGAAUGGAGGAAGGCAGGCUAUCAGGAUCAAGAAGGUUACGAAAAUUUCAAGAGCAUACUGGAGCAACCAAAGGAAGACGCAAGGGAAUUGGUGCAAGAUCGAUUUCCGUUACCUCGAUUUAUAAUUUGUGAUGCAGGCGGCUCUCAGGCCCGUUUCCUUCUUGCUAAGCUCAACCCAUCGACAACUCACACUACCAACAGUAACUACGGAAAUGGCAAUUCAACACAAACCAUCUUCACGGACGAUGUGUCGCUACAGAGCUUCAUGGACCAUCUGAUGAAGCUGGCCGUUUCAGGUACCAGCUGA
Letharia columbiana is the source of this 2319-nucleotide messenger RNA. RefSeq lists its product as uncharacterized. The transcript is spliced from 7 exons. Gene Ontology annotation, cellular component: endoplasmic reticulum exit site; COPII vesicle coat. Gene Ontology annotation, molecular function: zinc ion binding; GTPase activator activity. Gene Ontology annotation, biological process: endoplasmic reticulum to Golgi vesicle-mediated transport; COPII-coated vesicle cargo loading; COPII-coated vesicle budding. Bases 1 to 2319 code for a protein of 772 amino acids. The record is from RefSeq and is a predicted model, not a curated record. Lineage: Eukaryota; Fungi; Ascomycota; Lecanoromycetes; Lecanorales; Parmeliaceae.